Molecule: messenger RNA, 1450 nt
Organism: Xiphophorus maculatus (southern platyfish)
Lineage: Eukaryota; Metazoa; Chordata; Actinopteri; Cyprinodontiformes; Poeciliidae
Product: tubulin alpha chain-like
Exons: 4
Coding region: 78-1433 (451 amino acids)
Biological process (GO): mitotic cell cycle; microtubule cytoskeleton organization
Cellular component (GO): microtubule; cytoplasm
Molecular function (GO): structural constituent of cytoskeleton; GTP binding
Source: RefSeq, a predicted model, not a curated record
UGGAAGGCCUUCCUCCUCUAAAUUUACUCGUUAAUAGAUUUCUGCUUUGUCCUCGCAAAUCCGAAAAAUACAGAAAAAUGCGUGAAUGCAUCUCAGUCCAUGUUGGUCAGGCCGGCAUCCAGAUUGGUAAUGCCUGCUGGGAGCUGUAUUGCCUGGAACAUGGCAUCCAGCCAGAUGGUCUGAUGCCGAGUGACAAGACAGUGGGAAGAGGAGACGACUCCUUCAACACUUUCUUCAGUGAGACCGGUUCUGGAAAGCAUGUUCCCCGGGCCGUGUUUGUGGACCUGGAGCCCACUGUCAUUGAUGAGGUACGCUCUGGGACCUACCACCAGCUAUUUCACCCUGAGCAGUUGAUUAAUGGUAAGGAGGAUGCUGCAAACAAUUACGCUCGUGGGCACUACACCAUCGGAAAGGAGAUCAUCGAUCCUGUUUUGGAUAGACUUCGCAAACUGGCUGACCAGUGUAAUGGUCUUCAGGGUUUCCUGGUUUUCCACAGCUUUGGUGGAGGUACUGGAUCUGGUUUCACCUCCCUGCUGAUGGAGCGCCUGUCUGUCGACUACGGCAAGAAAUCCAAGCUGGAGUUCUCCAUCUAUCCGGCCCCACAGGUGUCCACAGCCGUGGUGGAGCCUUACAACUCCAUCCUGACCACCCACACCACCCUGGAGCACUCGGACUGCGCCUUCAUGGUGGACAACGAGGCUAUCUACGAUAUCUGCUGUCGGAACCUGGACAUCGAGCGCCCCACCUACACCAACCUGAACAGACUGAUGAGUCAGAUCGUGUCCUCCAUCACGGCUUCUCUUCGUUUCGAUGGCGCGCUCAAUGUGGAUUUGGCCGAGUUCCAGACCAACUUGGUGCCUUAUCCACGUAUCCACUUCCCUCUGGCCACUUACGCUCCUGUCAUCUCUGCCGAGAAGGCUUACCAUGAACAGAUGACCGUAUCUGAAAUCACGAACGCUUGCUUUGAGCCAGCCAAUCAGAUGGUGAAAUGCGACCCUCGCCACGGCAAGUACAUGGCCUGCUGCCUUUUAUACCGUGGAGAUGUGGUGCCCAAAGAUGUCAACGCUGCCAUUGCCAACAUCAAAACUAAACGUGGGAUCCAGUUUGUGGACUGGUGCCCCACUGGUUUCAAGGUGGGCAUCAACUACCAGCCUCCCACUGUGGUUCCUGGUGGAGAUAUAGCCAAGGUCCAGAGGGCUGUGUGCAUGUUGAGCAACACUACGGCCAUUGCAGAGGCCUGGGCUCGGCUCGACCACAAGUUUGAUCUGAUGUACGCCAAGCGUGCCUUCGUUCAUUGGUAUGUGGGUGAGGGCAUGGAGGAGGGAGAGUUCUCUGAGGCCAGGGAGGACAUGGCUGCACUGGAGAAGGAUUAUGAAGAGGUCGGAACUGAUUCUAUUGAAGGGGAGGGUGAGGAAGAUGGAGGGGAAUAUUAAAAUGGCCUCCUGAUACA